This is a messenger RNA of Musca vetustissima, 6534 nucleotides long. RefSeq names its product myosin-VIIa-like. The transcript is spliced from 15 exons. The annotation marks the transcript as partial. Gene Ontology annotation, molecular function: ATP binding; protein binding; cytoskeletal motor activity. The record is from RefSeq and is a predicted model, not a curated record. Gene Ontology annotation, cellular component: cytoskeleton; myosin complex. NCBI's taxonomy places the organism in Eukaryota, Metazoa, Arthropoda, Insecta, Diptera, Muscidae.
AUGGCAAAUUUUAAAAGUGAUCAUGCUGAAUAUGUAUGGGUCAAGCCACAAGAGAAUGCACGCAGUGAAUUUGCAAUACCGUUUGGGGCACGUGUUGUUCGAACAGAUAAAAAUCGUACACAAGUUACCGAUGAUUAUGGGAAACAAUAUUGGGUACCCAAUUCAGAUAUUGUCAAAGCAAUGCAUUUGACAUCACAAAACGGUGUCGAUGAUAUGAUAACGCUGGGUGAACUACAAGAAUAUACAAUUCUGAGAAAUUUGGAAAUACGCUACAAACAGAAGAAGAUUUAUACCUACACCGGUUCCAUGUUGGUUGCAAUUAAUCCCUACCAAGUCCUGCCUAUAUAUACAAAUAAACAAAUCAAUGAAUAUCGUGGCAAGAAAAUCAAUGAAUUGCCGCCACACAUAUUCGCAAUCAGUGAUAAUGCCUUCCAAGAGAUGCGACGAGAGAAGACAAAUCAAUGCAUUGUCAUCAGUGGUGAAUCGGGUGCUGGUAAAACUGAGAGUACAAAAUUGAUUUUACAAUAUUUGGCUGCCAUUAGUGGGAAACAUUCAUGGAUUGAACAGCAAAUUAUUGAAGCGAAUCCCAUCAUGGAGGCAUUUGGUAAUGCCAAAACUGUACGCAAUGAUAAUUCCUCAAGAUUUGGAAAAUACAUUGAAAUUCGUUUCACCGAAACGGGUGUAAUACAGGGUGCCAAAAUUGAACAGUAUCUGCUGGAGAAAUCACGUAUUGUCUCACAGAAUCAUGAUGAACGGAAUUAUCACAUUUUCUAUUCCAUGUUGGCUGGUCUGAGUCCCGAGGAACGUAAACGAUUAUAUUUGCAGGAACAAUCACCGGCGAAAUAUCAUUAUUUAUCGCAAGGUGGUUGUUAUAAAUUACCUGGAAAGAAUGAUGCCAAAGAUUUCGCGGAUAUACGUUCAGCAAUGAAAGUGCUAUCCUUUAGUCCCGAAGAACAAUGGCAAAUAUUCAAUAUAUUAGCCGCAGUUUUGCAUUUGGGUAAUUUGGGUUUUAAAGCCACUGAGGUCCGUAACAUGGAAGCAGCUGAAGUCAAUGAUCCAGAUAAUGCGGCCAGAGUCUCGUCGUUGCUGGGCGUAACGAAAGAGGCACUAUGUGAAACGUUAACCCAGAAGACAAUGAUAAUUCAUGGAGAACAUGUGGUCACUAGUUUGUCGAAGGAGUAUGCUCUCGAAGGACGUGAUGCUUUCGUGAAAGCUUUGUAUGGCAAUAUAUUUGUACAUAUUAUUAAACGUAUCAAUGAUACGAUUGAUAAGAAUCCUGUGAAAAAUAUUAACACUAUUGGUGUAUUGGAUAUAUUUGGUUUUGAAAAUUUCGAGGAUAAUAGUUUUGAGCAGCUGUGCAUUAAUUAUGCCAAUGAAAAUUUACAACAAUUCUUCGUAAAACAUAUCUUUAAGAUGGAACAAUCCGAAUAUCAACAGGAGAAUAUCAGUUGGCAACAUAUUGAAUUUCAAGACAAUCAAGAGGUGCUCGAUAUGAUCGGCAUGAAAGCCAUUAAUAUUAUGUCUCUUAUCGAUGAAGAAUCGAAAUUCCCCAAAGGUACUGACUAUACGUUGCUCGAAAAAUUGCAUUCGCAACAUGGUAAUCGUUCGAUUUAUGUUAAAACUAAAUCACGAUCCAAUACUCUAUUCGGUAUUCGACAUUAUGCCGGUGUGGUUAUGUAUAAUCCUCAAGGAUUUUUGGAGAAGAAUCGUGAUUCAUUUAGUAUGGAUUUAAAUACGAUGAUUGCCAAAUCGAAAAAUAAAUUCCUGAAGGAAAUUUUCCCGGUGACGGUACCAUUCGAUACGAUUAAGAAACAGGUGACGUUGUCGGUGAAAUUCCGCAACUCUUUAGAGUUGCUGAUGCGAACAUUGGCGGCUGCUCACCCAUUCUUUAUACGCUGCAUCAAACCCAAUGAAAAUAAACAACCAAAUCAAUUCGAUCGUGAACUAUGUGUCCGCCAGCUACGCUACUCGGGUAUGAUGGAAACUGCGCGCAUACGACGUGCUGGCUAUCCCAUACGCCACACCUACAAGGAAUUUGUGCAACGUUAUCGUAUUCUCAUGCGUGGCUUAGGCCCCUUGGACAAGGUGAACUAUCGCCAAGUCACUGAGGAUAUUUGCCAUAAAGAAUUAUCACUGAAAUCGGAUCAUCAAUUUGGUUUAACGAAAGUUUUCCUGAAGGAUUGUGACGACGCCCUAUUGGAGGAGGAAAGGUCGCGGGCCAUACUCAAAGCCAUUGUUACCAUCCAGAGAGCUGUAAGACGGUUAAUAUUUAAACGUUAUAUGGAAAAGCAUCGUAAUGCCGCCAUUGUGAUACAAAGAAAUUGGAGAGCCUGUAAACCACGUCGAGACUUCUUGUUAAUGCAGAGGGGUUUCCAUCGUCUGGCGGCCAAGGUCCAAUCACGACAAUUAACCUAUGAUUUUGUCCAACUACGAAGACGUGUAACAUUGCUGCAGGCCCGCUGUAGAGGCUAUUUGGCACGCAAGGAAUUCCGAGCAAAAUAUGCUGAACGUUUGCUGAAGAUAAGAGAAUUGCGGGCCCUGAGGAAACAAGAGGAGGAACAAUAUCGCCGGGAAGGCGAACGUCGUUGGAAGCAGCAUGCUGAGGAUAAUUAUCAGAAACGUCUGAAAGGCAUCGAUCCUCUGAAGAAAAGUCCUGCCCCUACACCACGUACAACAAAUACAACUACAACUAAUGGCCAUGUUAAACCGGAGGAGGAACGUAAUAACAACAACUACAUUGAUGACGAGUCCUCGAAGAAAAUUGUCGAUGAUGUCUUUGGUUUCCUCAAUGAUGCCGAUGUAAGUGGCCCAGUGGGACCCAAUGUUAAAGAGAAAUCUCUAAUGUUUGAGAAAGUGUUAAGUAAACCUCGUAUAAUACCCACCAAAUUGUUAUCGCGUCCGACUUUAAAGAAAUCUCUUGAAACAACUUCAUCAACUGGGGGUACAAUACGUCUACCCAAAACCAAAGUUCCCGAUAUCGAUGCCUCGGAAUAUAGUUUUGCCAAAUUUGCCGCCACUUAUUUUAAUUCCGGCGUUACCGGGCAUUAUAGCAAGAAACCAUUGAAGAAAUCUCUACUAGACCAUGACUUGCCAUUGGAUGAGAUUGCCGCUCAGAUUUUUAUUAAUAUUUUUCACUCCAUUUCCUUACAGUCCAUUUGGAUAAUGAUUUUACGUUUUAUGGGCGACAUGGCUGAGGCAAAGUAUAGCGAUGAUGGGGAUGAUGCUGCCACCGAAGGCGGUACAGUGAAAACAAAUGUCAUGCAACGUCUAACCCAAACUCUUAGUCGUUCCACGGUACAGAGUAAAGAAUUUCAAGAAGCCUUGGCGACAAUGGGUGAUCAGGAGCAACAUCGGCGAUUAAUUCGAAAAACAUUGAAAAGAAAAACAAAACUACCGGAAAUUUUGAGGAAAGCAUUGGAUAAUACAAAUGAAAUUGAAUACUAUCAACAGGUGUUGAACACCAGAAUGAGUAAUUUGGAAAAAUUACAUUUCAUUAUAGGUCAUGGUAUUUUGAGACCAAAUUUAAGGGAUGAAAUUUUGGCUCAAAUCUGUAAGCAGCUAACCAAUAACCCCUAUCGCACCUCCUUUGCCAAAGGCUGGAUAUUGUUGUCGUUAUGCAUUGGCUGCUUUCCUCCAAGUCCAAAAUUUACAAAUUUCCUUAAAUGUUUUCUACAGCAUGGCCCCGAACUUUAUGGUCCAUAUUGUGAAAAUCGUUUGAAUCGUACACUACAAAAUGGUCCACGUACCCAACCACCAUCAUGGCUGGAGCUACAAUCGACCCGAAAUAAAUCAACAAUUACCUUGGAUAUAUUUCUUAUGGAUGGUACUUCGAAGAAGUUGCAAAUUGAUUCAGCUUCCACAACUGUGGAGGCCAUUCACCAGCUGUCCGAAAGUAUGGGUCUAAUUGAUAAUUUUGGAUUUUCUUUGGUCAUUUCAAUUUACGAUAAAGUGAUGUCUUUGGGCAAUGGCAAUGAACACAUUAUGGAUGCCAUCUCAAAUUGUGAGCAGUAUGCCAAGGAACAGGGCCACAAUGAACGUAAGGCCAUGUGGAAGUUGUAUAUCCGUAAGGAAAUGUUUAGUUCGUGGUAUGAUCCAAGGCAGGAUAAAUUGGCGGCAUAUUUGGUAUACAAACAGAUUUGCAGAGGCCUUAAUUUUGGAGAAUAUCGUUGUCGUUCAGAGAAGGAUAUUGCUAUGAUAUGUGCCCUACAGUAUUAUGCAGAACAUGGUGAUCAAAUGAAAGAUGAGAUUCUUCGCGAAUUUAUAUCACAAAGUGUUCCCAAAGAAUUACUCAUAGCUGGUGAAAAAUCCAUUCAAACAUGGGCGAAUUUGAUACGUGAUACAUAUGAGAAGCAUGAAUAUGUUAAAAUCAAAGCACCCAAACAAACAGCUAUUGAAGAUAUCUGUCUCUAUGCACAUCUAACGUGGCCCAUGCUUUUCUCUCGAUUCUAUGAAGCUGUACGUGUUGAGGGACCACAACUUCAAACAGAUCAAAUUGUUAUAGCCAUAAAUUCCAAUGGAGUUUAUUUUAUUGAUGAAAUGGAACAAGUUUUGGCAGAACUCUCCUAUGCUGAAAUUUCCAAAGUCUACAGUACAACAGAUGAAAGUAAUCCUGUGGAUAGUUUACACUUGGAAACAAUACAAAAGGAAAAUUUCACUUUCAAAUGUUACGAAGCAAAAGAUGUAGAACGUCUUAUUACGUACAUGGUGGAUAAUUUGAAAAAGAGAUCACGUUAUUGUAUUGCCUUGGAUAAGGUGAACCCUGCCGAUGAGUUGCCAAAUAGUAAACAAGGAUUGGCAUUACAAAAAGGUGAUCUUAUUGAAUUGCGCAAUGGUGUGACAGGUUCACAAAUUAUGGAAAACGAAAAUCAAACAUUCACGGGCUACUGCAACAAUAUGCAAGGAGAAUUUUCACCUAAAGCUGUUGUGGUAGUAGCGUGUCUAACAAAACCUUCGGAAAAGAUUUUGAAAAUCUAUCGUGAUAUGUUAGAAAGUGUACCACAAAAACCCAUACGCUCGAAGUACAACACAAUACAGCGUUUAAAAAUGCACAACUUGAGUAAAUUUGCUCAGGAACAUUUUCGUAGUAAUAAUUUAAGAGGUUCCACUUCAUCAGGAUUGCAUACAAUUCGUUCGGAUACGGACGAGUUAUGGAGGCAUUCUCGUGUUUUAUUAAAGGCACCAUUAUUGAAACAAUUACAGCAGGACUAUGAACAAUUCGACAUGGCUGUUACAAUGUUUCAGAAUAUUUUAAAGUAUAUGGGCGAUGUACCAAGUGGUAAACAACAAAUCAACACGGAUUUGAUUUUCCAACCUGCACUGCAGCAUGCCCUACUACGAGAUGAACUCUAUUGCCAGAUAAUGAAACAAUUGACUGAUAACCCAGGAAAUUAUAGCGAAGAACGAGGUUGGGAUCUAAUGUAUUUGGCCACGGGAAUUACAUAUCCCUCACCAAUGGUUAUGAAGGAAUUAAUGGAUUUCUUGAAAACUCGAACACAUGUUCUUGCCGCCGAAUGCCUCCGACGGGUUCGACGAACUCUUGGCAAUGGUCAGAGGAAACAUCCACCAUAUGUUAUCGAGGUGGAGGGUAUACAAAAUCGUUUUAUGCACAUUUAUCACAAGAUUUAUUUCCCUGACAACACUGUGGAAGCAUUUGAAAUCGAAUCGUUUACACGAGGCCGAGAUCUGGUCCAAUCCAUUGGCAAACGUUUGCAGUUGAAAAAUCUUGAUGGCUUUAGUUUGUUUGUCAAAGUCGGCGAUCGCGUCUUCUCACUGCCAGAAAAUGAAUUUAUUUUCGAUUUCGUUACCGAACUAAUGCAAUGGAUUAUGCAGAAUAUCCCAUCACGUUCGGUGGAUAUACAAAAAUCCACUCCAUAUUUAUUGUAUUUCAUGAAAAAGUUAUGGCUUAGUUCGCAAACUGGCAAAGAUGCCAAUGCCGAUGUUAUAUUCCAUUUUCCUCAGGAAGUACCGAAGUAUUUGGCAGGCUAUUAUAAAAUCUCUAAAAAUCAAGCAGUGACGCUGGCGUCAUUGAUAUACAUAACAGAAUAUGGUCAAAAUAUUGUACCGCUACAAAGACCAAAUGAAAUUUUACCAUUCCUCCUGCCGGAAGAAUUAAUACGGCAACAAAAAUCUCAAGAUUGGAAAACUCAAAUUGCAAGUCAACUAAAGGAGCUGUUACUUCAGGGUGUGGCAGAUGAAACUUCUGCAGCGCAAAAGUUUCUUUCGAUUUUAGGCGAACAGCAAAUGUUUGGUUCGACAUUUUUUGUCGUUCAACAAUCGAAUGAUGAUAGUUUGCCACCGACCAUAUUGUUGGCUAUUAAUCGGAAGGGAUUUCAUGUCAUUGAUCCCGCAACGAAGGAUGUCCUACUCUCCUACGGUUAUGCUGAUUUAAGUUUCUGGAGUUCCGGUAAUACUUAUUUCCACAUACGAUUUGGCAACAUGAUUGGCGCUUCCAAACUACUCUGUACUACUAAUUUAGGUUAUAAAAUUGAUGAUUUACUAUCGUCUUAUAUCAAAUAUUUUAAUGAGAGUCAUUAU